AUUUUUUGUUGCCUUUGUGUUUACUCUCUCUCUCUCCGAGAGAAAGGAAUAAAAAAAGAUCUCUUGCUGAUAUUUUUUUUUCUGCUUGGCUUCGCUUUGCUUUGCUUUUCCUCUCCACAAUAUUCUCUCCUUUUUAUUUUAUUUUAUUCUAUCUUUCGCUUCUCUGCAAAUCUCAUCGUUCUCGUCGCUGUGCGCUUCUCCGAUCUCCGCCUAUUCAAAACCUUGGGGGGGGAGUCUCGCGAAAGAGAUGUUCUCCUCUUAGAUUCAAUUCGGAAGAAAUCAAUAAUUUUACACAAAAGCCACUAUGGAAGAAGAGAGUAACGUUACCAGCAGCUCCCCUUCAACACCAGUACAAAGGCUUAGGCAUCGAAAACGCUCCUCCACUGAGGUUCUUGAUGGGGACAAAGUGAAUGCAAGCCCUCUGCUUGUUAAUGAUCGAAACAAGUACAAAUCUUUCAUGAUCCGGACUUACUCUACACUAUGGAUGAUUGCGGGUUUCGUCAUGGUUGUCUAUAUGGGACAUCUUUAUAUCACUGCCAUGGUGCUUGUUAUCCAGAUCUUCAUGGCCAAAGAGCUCUUUAAUCUGCUGAGGAAAGCACCUGAGGAUAAAUGUCUCCCUGGGAUCAAACAGCUGAACUGGCACUUCUUUUUCACUGCCAUGCUUUUCGUGUAUGGCAGGAUCCUUAGUCAACGGUUAGCUAAUACUGUGACUGCUGACCAGUUCCUCUACAGGCUUGUCACCGGCUUAAUCAAAUACCAUAUGGCUAUCUGUUACUUCUUGUAUAUUAUAGGUUUCAUGUGGUUCAUUCUAACAUUGAAGAAGAAGAUGUACAAGUACCAGUUUGGCCAAUAUGCAUGGACCCACAUGAUUUUGAUAGUCGUCUUUACUCAGUCCUCCUUCACUGUCGCCAACAUAUUCGAAGGAAUCUUCUGGUUUCUUCUUCCAGCGUCUUUAAUUAUAAUCAACGACAUCUUUGCUUACAUUUUCGGUUUCUUCUUCGGAAGAACGCCCUUGAUAAAGCUAUCUCCAAAGAAAACAUGGGAGGGCUUCAUCGGAGCCUCUGUCACAACCAUCAUCUCUGCAUUUGUUCUGGCAAAUGUUUUGGGUCGUUUCCCAUGGUUGACAUGCCCUCGUCAGGAUUUGUCCACCGGCUGGCUACAAUGUGAUGCUGAUCCAUUGUUCAAACCCGAACCUUUUACUCUACCUGCGUGGAUUCCAGGAUGGUUUCCUUGGAAGGAAAUGGAGGUCCUUCCUGUUCAAUGGCAUGCUUUAUGCCUCGGUUUGUUCGCAUCAAUCAUAGCACCUUUCGGAGGGUUUUUCGCUAGCGGGUUUAAAAGAGCAUUCAAAAUCAAGGACUUUGGUGAUAGUAUUCCAGGACAUGGUGGAAUCACUGAUAGAAUGGACUGCCAGAUGGUAAUGGCAGUAUUUGCUUACAUAUAUCUCCAGUCAUUUAUCGUCUCCCAAAGCGUUUCGGUUGACAAAAUACUGGACCAGAUAUUGACGAACCUUAGCUUCGAGGAACAACAAGCUCUCUUCUCUAGAUUAGGGCAAAUGAUCGGUAACUCAUAGUGUCCACUGCCCAAAACUUCUCUUCAGAUUCUCCAAGAACUCUGGUUUAUCCUUUUAUCUGUAUCAGUUCUAGGGACAAUAAAUUUGAAAUUGGAUUAAGAUUUGUUUUCUGGCAUUGUAAAUCCUCUUGAAGGUUGUCCAAAGUAGAAGUUUUUUCUUUAAAGUCUUGUCAUUUGAUACAAAUAGGUUUGAAGUUGUAUCUUACUAUCUACGUAUGCAGUAGCAUCGGUGCUUCAUUUGUAUUUUGUAUAUGGUUAAAGUUUAAACAAACUAUUUUUUUUUCUGUGGUUC
Messenger RNA from Brassica rapa (field mustard), 1861 nucleotides. RefSeq names its product phosphatidate cytidylyltransferase 1. Gene Ontology annotation, cellular component: endoplasmic reticulum membrane. The record is from RefSeq and is a predicted model, not a curated record. Lineage: Eukaryota; Viridiplantae; Streptophyta; Magnoliopsida; Brassicales; Brassicaceae. Gene Ontology annotation, molecular function: phosphatidate cytidylyltransferase activity.